AUGAACGAUUAGUUAAUUAUCUUUCUGUUCGAGAUCUCGAGUUGAUUUCCAGCAUCGUGGAUAUAGACUUUAAAGAAAUGCUUGCAUCCAAUGACAAAUCUAGAGAGCAUAGUUAGCGAUUACCGAGCACUCACUGAGCAAUUGCGCUACUGGAUAUUAGACGUAUGUACCUAUUCACAUCGCAGGUUUCCCCUGGAUGCAUUCCUGCACCGCUGUCGCGCAUUCACCGAAGGCGAGGCGACGGGCAAAUAUGGCCGUCUGACAAAACAUUCCAGGCAUAGCAGCGAUCAACGACAUCGUGUCGCUUUCGCUCGGACAUGUUGCGCGACGACGGCCACGGAACGACGUCAUCCUGACCGAAGUUUCUCGUUGUACGUGUGACGCAACGACGUUAACGCGAACGAGAGACCAGAGAGAGCGUGGAAGGUGCGCGGAGCUACGAUCAUCAUCAGUUUAUAUUCGUGGAAAAAAAGAAAAAUUAAUAGGCAUUCACUCCCGCUGGUGAUCCCGCUGACGAUCGCGAGGGUGGUCGGAUCGCUUCACGGUGACGCCGCGUGUGGUCGCGAGACGAUUUUGCGAACCGAUUUGUCCGACACGCGUCCUACGAAAACAGGAUAGAAAGGGCGAGAGAGACAGAGAGCGCGAGAGAAAUAGAGAUAAAGACAGGAAUUGAUCGUGCGAAAUCAUGACGAUUUUAUCAAAGAAGAAGACGAAUGCGCCGAAAGACAGGACGCGCGAGGGCGGCGCUGGUCCCGAGGUCGAUGUUCAUCACGGCGUAGUGCAGAACGAGCACAGUUCCAGCAGCAUCGCGCACCCGAACAGCCCUUAUCAGGUACGGAGCGCCAGCGGCUUCGCCGUCGAUCUGCACGGUGUCCAAAGCGAUCAUGGAUCCCACAGUGGUUCUCUUGUAUUGAGCGGCAACUCAUAUGAGACAAAUGUCGAUCGUCGUGAAGACAAACAUUUUGAGGAUGGGAGUGGUCCAAGUCAUGGUAAACGUCAUAGACAGAGAGUUAGUCCCCACAGCUGUAUUGGUAGACCUUCACGUGCAAAACGUGAACGGGAGAGGGACAGAGGCCGAGAAAGAGAGAGAGAGAGAGAACGUGAAAGGCAGGCUACUCCACCUGCUGCUUCUUGCAAUGGUUCACAAGGCACAGAUACUAGUGUAAGUGGAAGAGUAAGUAUUGUUGGAAACGCCUCGAAUUUGGAACAUGAAUUGGCAAAUGGUUAUAAUAGUGGAGAUGAAUAUACUGGACGUACUGAAAAUAAUCUUACAUUGGCUGAGUGGCAGGAAAGAGACAGAUGGUUUGAGAAGCGUCUGAAGAAAAAGGGUCUCAUGCUAAAAAAGAUGGCGGAGGAUGGAGCUUGUUUAUUUAGAGCGGUAGCAGAUCAGGUUUAUGGAGAUCAGGAAAUGCAUGGAAUCGUACGAAAGCACUGUAUGGAUUAUAUUGCUUCCAACCAAGAGUUUUUCUCGCAUUUUGUAGCGGAAGAUUUUAGCACCUAUGUAGACAGGAAGAGACAAGAAUAUGUUCAUGGGAACCACAUAGAAAUGCAGGCUAUGUCAGAAAUGUACAAUCGUAGUAUCCAAUUAUAUUGUUAUAGCACCGAACCUAUCAAUAUUUUCCAUACAAUGGUAGAAAGUGACAAUGAACCAAUUAGGCUGUCGUACCAGCGUGGCAGUCAUUAUAACAGUAUAGUUGAUCCAUUUAAAGCUACUAUAGGCGUUGGACUUGGUUUGCCAUCGUACAAUCCUGGCGCUGCUGAUCGUGCCCUGAUUUCGGAUGCAGUUCGUCAAAGUGAGGAAUUGCAUAUCGAACAGACAAUGCUGGAAGAUAAAAUAAAAGCUACCGAUUGGGAGGCGACUAACGAAGCUAUCGAGGAACAAGUAGCUAGGGAAAGUUAUUUGCAAUGGUUGCGUGAUAAUGAAAUGCGUAAAGCACGAUCAGCCAGUAGUAGCAGUACGAGCACAGUUACGAGCGCGCAACAUAAUCAUUCACACUUUCAUUCACAUGGAGGUCGUGGACAGCAGCGUAGCCAUACCUCUUCUCCGACCACGACACAAACUAGCCAAGAUAAUUUACGCAAUUCUCCGAAGGUCAGUGACGCGGUACGAUAUAGCAAAAGAUCGCCACAGCAUCAGUCAACCCAAGGAUCUAGUAUAUCCCAUCUGCCAUCGGAUUUCGAGGUGAAGAUGAUACCGCAAGAACCUGUGCCAGGAAGUAGCAAGGAAGCAAAUGCAUCACCCGAUAUUUCAUUAUUCAAUCGCCUUCCUCCUGAAGUAUUCGGUUUGACGGAUUGGGAAGAUAGCCAUAUACUUUCACAAGUGUUGGCAACAUCACAGCAAGAGUACUUGGAUAGUUUGAAGCAGUCACGCGUGUCUGCGUCCACUGGAAGCGAUAAUGCCAAUACGAUAGAGUCUAGUAACAGUUCUAUUAACAAUUCUUGAAAUGCAGUCGAAAACGACAAAGUUCAAAAGAUAUCAGAGAGAGUAAAGAUAUAUACAUUUAUAUAUUGCAAUAUUAUCUAAUCUCGUAUUGUGCUAGGGCAUAAAGCGAUUUGCUUUCUUAUCUGUGAGUAAAUGUUGCAAUAAUUACCACUUGGUUUCCCUUCCCAUCUUUUUUCUUCGUCUUUCUCAACAUAUAACAUACGUAUGAGACUUUCUUUCAGUACGUAUGUUGUAAUUGUUAGACGCUUUGUUAACACUUAUCAAAUAGCUGCAUAUUUUUUUCGUUAUGGGUAUCUUUAUAUUAUAGUAAAAUGGUCAAAAUAACUCGUGCAUCAUUUUUUCGAAACUGUAAUAAAGAAAUUAAUUUUUGUUAUAAUAACCUGCUGCCACGAUAUCUAUGUUGUACUUUUUUUGAGAUAUGACAUUCACACAACACACAUCUCACUGCAAUUUGUUUAGGCAAAAUAUAUAUUGUUUGAUAAUCGACGUGACGUUUUUUCUUGAUUACUAGUUUAGAAAAAAACGCUUUAGAAAAAUCUGCAUCAUAUUAUUUGUAAAAAAA
Pogonomyrmex barbatus (red harvester ant) is the source of this 3005-nucleotide messenger RNA. RefSeq names its product Deubiquitinating enzyme A (gene Duba). The record is from RefSeq and is a predicted model, not a curated record. Gene Ontology annotation, biological process: protein deubiquitination. NCBI's taxonomy places the organism in Eukaryota, Metazoa, Arthropoda, Insecta, Hymenoptera, Formicidae. Gene Ontology annotation, molecular function: cysteine-type deubiquitinase activity; K63-linked deubiquitinase activity.